Messenger RNA from Culicoides brevitarsis, 760 nucleotides. It is a transcript of the gene Ssk, whose product is annotated as protein snakeskin. The record is from RefSeq and is a predicted model, not a curated record. Gene Ontology annotation, cellular component: plasma membrane. Gene Ontology annotation, biological process: septate junction assembly. Bases 10 to 480 code for a protein of 156 amino acids. The transcript has 5 exons. Lineage: Eukaryota; Metazoa; Arthropoda; Insecta; Diptera; Ceratopogonidae.
AAAAUAAAAAUGGUAUCAGCAGAAACGAUUGCAUCAAUUUUCAUAAAAGUGCUCAAAUUGGUACUUAAUUUGGUCAUUCUCAUCUUGUAUCGCACGGGAUAUGCGGGAGAUUUUCUCGGUGUCGGCGGUACGUGGAACCUGAACGAGGAGAAGAGUCCCGAUGCGGAAAUUGUCGCAUCUGGCGUCUUUGUCGGUUACAUCAUCUACACGGGAUGUCAUUUAAUGGCCUUUGGCUUCGGCACGACGAAGCACAAGAGGGAGCUCUCGGAUACCAUCAUGAACGUCGUUGGAACAAUCAUGUGGUUAAGCGUCGGCGGAGUUGCGUUACACUACUGGGCAGGAUACAUGCCGGAUCAUGACUUUGUUCAUAUCAUCACUGAACGUGCGGUCGGUAUCGCAAUGGGCUCAUUGUGCGUCAUCGAAGGUGCCCUUUACUUGUUGGACACAGUUUUGGCCUUUCUCCACUUCGCCAAGAACUAAGAAGCAAGAGUGAAGUGACAAAAACAGCCGCCAGCCGUGACGACAUCAUUUUUCAUACCAGUUUUUUUACUACUUAGCAUGAUUUCCAUUUUUAAUUGUAAUUUAAUCUUAAAAAACUUUAUGCAAUUGCCUUCAUUUUUUAAUGAGUGUAGUUUAAUAGCUAGAUAAGUUUAACCAGUCCAAAAGACGCAGAAGAAUAAAUAAAAUUAGUGUCUAUAAAUGCAAGAAAGAUAAAUAGAAGACAAGACGAGUAUUAUUUUGCGCUCAUAAAUUAAAAUGG